AUGUUCAUCGGCGACUACACUCUCAAGGCGGUGGAGGACUUCAGUUACCUUGGUUCCAUCAUCUCCAGCAACCUCUCCCUAGACACUGAACUGAACAAACGAACUGGCCAAGCCGCAGCAGUACUGGCACUUCUCAGAAAGACGAUCUGGGACAACACCAUGUUGACCAUCAGCAACAAGAUGAAAGUAUACCAGGCCUGCGUGCACACUACUCUAUAGUAGCAAGACCUGGACCCUCUACUCCUACCAAGACUUUCCACCUGCGCUGCCUCAGAAGGAUUUUAGGCAUCACCUGGCGAGACUGUGUCCCAAACAAGGAUGUCGUAGCAUAG
Molecule: messenger RNA, 332 nt
Organism: Porites evermanni
Lineage: Eukaryota; Metazoa; Cnidaria; Anthozoa; Scleractinia; Poritidae
Source: the annotation of a GenBank genome assembly